This is a messenger RNA of Cimex lectularius (bed bug), 2209 nucleotides long. RefSeq names its product ras-GEF domain-containing family member 1B-like. The record is from RefSeq and is a predicted model, not a curated record. Gene Ontology annotation, cellular component: proton-transporting two-sector ATPase complex, catalytic domain; plasma membrane. The transcript has 10 exons. Bases 600 to 2075 code for a protein of 491 amino acids. Gene Ontology annotation, molecular function: guanyl-nucleotide exchange factor activity; proton-transporting ATPase activity, rotational mechanism. Gene Ontology annotation, biological process: positive regulation of GTPase activity; proton transmembrane transport; Ras protein signal transduction. Lineage: Eukaryota; Metazoa; Arthropoda; Insecta; Hemiptera; Cimicidae.
UAUAAAUUUAAAGAAAAAAAUCGAAAUGAAACAGUUGAUUCCAGAAUAUUUCAGAUACUUAUUAAGAAAUUAAAUAAUUCAUAUAAAGACAGAGAUAUUUUAGCAUCUCAUUUGUAUAAAAAACAGAUGGCAAGAUAGUUUGGGCUAAAAAUGUGUUUGCGGAAAUUGCUUUCUUCUGAUACUAGAUGAUGACUUUGUAGAAACUGAGGCAAUAGUGUCCAAAGCGGAGGGAAGUAUUGAGAAAUGACUAUAAAAGAAAUUCUGUAGAUGCUGAAUGUAAACAGCUGAACAAACGCGCCGGCGAAAGGUGAAUCUAUAAAGCUUUCUGGAAAAAAACGAGAGGAUGCUCGAUUGCGUCCCUUAGUCUAUCGUCGACUAGUGAUUCGCUUUCAUACUUCUCACGCAAAGGGAUUUCCCUCUCGUCAGACUCGAGAUAAAAAUCCUCUCCCGCUUUCAUAGCCGUGGGAACAAAAGGUUAAACAGACAUCGGCCAAAAAGAAAAACCAUAUGUGUCACAUUUUAUUAAUUCCGGUUUCCAAGGCCAAAAUUCGAAGUCGCACCAGCUCCGAUCACCGAGUCUGCCAACGCCGCCAGCCAGGAUGCGCAGAAAGUCGUCCCCCAGGAGGAGCGUGGAUACGUCGUUGCAUAAGGGCCCGCUCAACCCGAAGGAGUCCAGGGAUCGCAUCAACGAGAUGAUCAAGCAUAUCGAGCUCGUCAUAGAAAAACGACUCGCACAGCUGGAGGCCGAAGAGGAAAGUGCCAUCGAAAAGUGCAGAGCCGAGGCUCUAACUUACAGAGAGGGUAAUCUCGUAUCUGGAAAGCUGGAAGCCCUGGUGGAGCAUAUGGUCCCCACGGCGGAUUACUACCCGGACCGGGCGUUCCUCUUCGCCUUCCUCCUUACCUCGCGACUCUUCGUCAAACCUCACGAGCUCCUCGGCCAGAUCGCCGCCAGGUGCCAGGAGGACAUGCUAAACAGCAGCAAGGGCGAUGAGCCUUCUUCCCACCUGGUCCGACUGGUCGCGGAAUGGUCCGAGACGUUUCCGUACGACUUCCGGGACGAGCGAGUCAUGUCGCACGUACGUCAGAUCGCCCACCGUUGCGUCUCGGCCGAAGAAGGCGCCGGCGCCCAGGAGGUACGAGAAGAGGUUUCGCUCAUUCUUCACAAUCUGCUCAACAAACUGACAAGGCUGGAGCAAUACGAGGCCUUCCUGCACAGUAUACGAAAGGACUCGAUAACAUCCAACCCCGAAAUGCUCAGCCAGAUGGAGGUUCAAGAGCUUUGCGGUACAGCUUCCAACCUGGCUCAGCAGCUGACUAACAUCGAGCUGGAACGACUGAGCUACAUCGGACCUGAGGAGUUCGUCCUCGCCUACACCCACAACAGCCUCGGGAUUGACAGCACUUUCAAAGACCCCCGGAUAACAUCCAACCUGGAAGUGUAUCAAGACUGGACCAACAGGCUCUGCCGGCUCGUCGUCACGGACGUAGUUCGGCAGAAGAAAAACAAAAAGCAGAGGGUGCGGGUUUUGGAAUUUUGGGUCGAAACCGCCAAGGCUUGUUUCAACGUGGGGAACUUCAACUCUCUGAUGGCCAUUAUCACCGGCCUUAGCAAGCUGUCGGUCUGCAGGCUGAAAAGAACGUGGGAGAAAAUGGAACUGUUUGAAAAGUACAAAGUUCUCGAGAAGCAGAUGAGCAAGGAAGACGACUACUCCAGCUACAGGUCGCUCCUCCGGGCGGCAUCUGCCAGGUUCAACAAGGACGACCCUAAACUCUCCGUCGUGAUACCCGUCUUCGCAAUCCUGGCCGCCGACCUUUACGCACUCUGCGACCAUUGCCUUAUCAAGUUGUCCAACGGCCAUGUCAAUUUCGAAAACUUCUGGCAACUCGCGAAACGCGUGACGGAGUUCAUCACCUGGAAGCAAGUUCACUGCCCUUUUCCGAAAUCGGCUAAAAUCAUCACGUACCUCCAAGCCACGCCGGUUCUGAGUGAAGAUGCGUCACUCUUGGCCUCGUUUGAAUGCGAACAGCCGGAAACUUCUGAAGAAAAAGAACUACAAAAACGGCUUCUAGCAUAACUACUCUCGAAUGCAUCUGUGAUCAAAGCGAAUUCCUUUUCGGAUUGUAUUUGUACGUGCAACACUGCAACGGCGGAAAGAGAGGUUAAUGAUACCAGUGCUGUGACUAAAUUCGUAUUGUAUUAAAAAAAGAC